Messenger RNA from Sphaeroforma arctica JP610, 282 nucleotides. RefSeq lists its product as hypothetical. Bases 1 to 282 code for a protein of 93 amino acids. The transcript has a single exon. The record is from RefSeq and is a predicted model, not a curated record. Lineage: Eukaryota; Ichthyosporea; Ichthyophonida.
AUGAGUCUAAGACUCAUGACUCCCUACAACUGCCCAGUGCCCACAUUGCCCAGGGCCCCAGGCCCAGGUGGGAGAGGGCCCAGUGCCCCAGUCAUCAGCGUCCCAGACCUGUGGUGGGGGAGGCUGGGACGCUCUGGGACCCUGGGACUCCCGCGAGCGAGUCGAGGCUCAGACGAGUCAGUCGGCAGACCUAAGUUGAACAGUUCGUCACCUUUGUUUUUUAUUGUGAAAAAGCAAAUUCUCUCUGACUCUGAUGAGUAUAAUGAACUCAUGAAUCCAUGA